Molecule: messenger RNA, 2340 nt
Organism: Salvelinus namaycush (lake trout)
Lineage: Eukaryota; Metazoa; Chordata; Actinopteri; Salmoniformes; Salmonidae
Gene: jph3
Product: junctophilin 3
Exons: 5
Coding region: 1-2340 (779 amino acids)
Biological process (GO): regulation of synaptic plasticity
Cellular component (GO): junctional membrane complex; endoplasmic reticulum membrane; plasma membrane
Source: RefSeq, a predicted model, not a curated record
AUGUCCACUGGGGGCAGGUUCAACUUUGAUGAUGGGGGGUCAUACUGUGGGGGGUGGGAGGAAGGCAAAGCCCACGGCCAUGGCAUCUGUACUGGGCCGAAGGGCCAAGGCGAGUACUCAGGGUCCUGGAGCCAUGGCUUUGAGGUGGUGGGGGUGUACACAUGGCCCAGUGGGAACACCUACCAGGGCACCUGGGCGCAGGGCAAGCGCCAUGGGAUUGGAAUGGAGAACAAGGGCAAGUGGGUGUAUAAGGGGGAGUGGACAAGUGGAUUUAAGGGACGCUACGGCCUCAGGGAGAGCACCGGCACCAGCGGGAAGUACGAGGGGACCUGGAACAACGGUCUUCAGGACGGAUACGGUACGGAGACCUACUCCGAUGGAGGUACGUACCAAGGCCAGUGGGUGGGGGGGAUGCGGCAUGGAUACGGCAUGCGGCAGAGUGUGCCAUACGGCAUGGCAGCCGUCAUCCGCUCUCCGCUGCGUACCUCCAUAAACUCCUUGCGCUCGGAGCACAGUAACGGGACGGCUCUGCUCGCGGACCGGGCCGGCGUGGGGAGUGUGGGCGGGACAGGCUCCACCGGCAGUCCGGCAGUGUCGCGGGGGGGCUUCGUGCUCACUGCACACAGCGAGGCAGAGCUGCUGAAGGGCAAGAAAAAGGGUCUGUUCCGAGGUCGCUCCAUCCUCAGCGGACUCAAACUGAGGAAGUCAGAGUCCAAGAGCUCCCUGGCCAGCCAGCGCUCCAAGCAGAGCUCGUUCCGCAGUGAGGCGGGCAUGAGCACGGUCAGCUCGGUCAACUCUGACAUCAACUCCACCAUCAGCCUGGGAGAGGGCGAAGCCGAGCUGGCCGUCGCCGAGGACGACGUGGACGCCACGGCAACAGAGACCUACUGCGGCGAGUGGAAGAACGACAAGCGCACGGGCUGUGGGGUGAGCCGGCGCUCGGACGGCCUGCACUAUGAGGGCGAGUGGGUGGGAAACAAGCGGCACGGGUACGGCUGCACCACCUUCCCUGACGGGACCAAGGAGGAGGGCAAGUACAAGCAGAACGUCCUGGUGAGCGGCAAAAGGAAGAACCUAAUCCCCCUCCGAGCCAGUAAGAUCAGAGAGAAGGUGGACCGGGCUGUGGACGCGGCCGAAAAGGCUGCGGACAUCGCCAAUCAGAAGGCUGAGAUCGCCAUGUCCAGGACGGCCCAUGCACAGGGGAAGGCAGAGGCGGCCAUUGGAGCCAGCCAGAAGGCCCAGGAGGAGUGUCGCCUCGCCAGGGUCACCGCCAAAGGGUUCUCCCCCUCCUUCCAGCACCGCGAAAACGGAGUAGAGGUCCAAAGGCCAAAGCAUCAGAACUCCAGUGACAACGACAUUGAGGUGAUCUCCGGUGGCACGGGGCCAGACAGUCCUGAACUCUACAUAAAGGGCACCACACCCCCCAACCUGACCCCUGACCUUAGCCCUGAGGCCAGCCACCCCUCCUCACCCCCCUGCAGCCCCACCACCUCCAAGCCAUACCGCACCAAGAACGCACGCUUCCUGCGGCAGAGUGCUGUGGACGACGCUGGGAGUGGUGGCGGUGGGGGCGGGGGAGGGGGCAGUGGUGGCCAGGAGAUCCAGGUGCUGAUGGAGGGCCGUGGAGGGGGGGAGUACCUAAGGGCCAACAGCUGGAGCGAGGACAAACGCUCUUCUAAAGAGGGCAGCAGGGGGGGCAGCAGGGGCAGCGGUCGAUCCACCACCCCAUCUGUCCAGGACGAGGCCAGGGGCCGCACCAACGGCCACGGCCAUAAGCACGCCUCCUCCAAUCACAAGUCUCGAGAGCAUGGCUCGUCCAAUCACAAGGCCUCCAGGGACCGAUGGUCGGACUGCCCGUCAACAUCGUGGAGGUCCCAGCGGACGCACAGCGGUGACACGCGGCUGCUGGAGCAGGAUGAGGAGAAGCUGAGCAACUACGAGAUGGAGAUGAGGCCGCUGCAGCCCAUGGACUCCAACUCCCAGAAUCCCUAUGGGUUGGGAGAGGAGCGCCAUGGUCACAGUGGCGAGGCCCGCUCUCACACGCUGCAGAGACAGCGGCCUUCUAAGACCCGGGAGGGCAGGGAAAGGGAGGGACCGGCCCCAGACUCAAUGCAAAAGCUGGACAGUCUGAGCAAGGGGGACAAGUUGGAAGCUCGGCCUCUGCGCAGGGAUCUCACCCUCUCCCCCCCACAAAAAUCCUCACCCAUUGCACUAGAACACGACGAUGACAAGAAACUAACCCAGCUCAAAGCAAACUCGGGCUCCAGCUCAAUUCUGGUCGUCAUGGUGAUUUUGCUCAACAUUGGAGUCGCAAUUUUGUUUAUUCACUUUUUUAUUUAA